AACGCGUCAACACCAAGGCCUUGGAGGCGCCUGGGCGGCGACAGAGGUCCGGAGUCAGGGCCUGUGGCUGAGGACAUGAUGGCCAACUUGGUCCCACUUGAAGAAAGAGGAUAAUUACGUGGAUCACUCAGAGUAAAAGGCAAGGGGUCUGGUUCAUGGGAAUCUCCCUUACUUGGUAACUAAAGUCUUCAGAAAGGGAAGUAGAACCAGGCCAAGAGUUUGAAGCCUGAAUUUGCCAGCCUGCGGUGACUCUGUGCAAAAAAAGAACUAGAUCUCAGAAUGGCCACUAAGCACAGCUGGCAUCCUGAGCUCCUCUUCUGCCGCUUCCAACAGGUCAAGGAAUAAGGCUCGCUAUCGGACCAAAGCCGUGAGCUCUGAAGUGGAUGAGAACCUCUUUGGAGAUAUCAAGUCCCCAGCCCAGGGCCAGAGUGACAGCCCCAUUGUGCUGCUCCGAGAUAAGCAUACCCUUCAAAAAACUCUCACUGCUUUGGGCUUGGAUCGAAAGCCAGAGACCAUCCAGCUCAUCACCCGGGACAUGGUCCGAGAGCUCAUUGUUCCCACAGAGGAUCCCUCCGGGGAAUCCCUAAUCAUCAGCCCUGAGGAGUUUCAGCGAAUCAAAUGGGUAUCCCAUGUCCUGACCAGAGAAGAACUUGAGGCCAGGGACCAGGUCUUCAAGAAGGAGAAGGAAGCCAUCAUGGAUGCAGUGAUGACACGAAAGAAGAUCAUGAAACAGAAGGAGAUGGUGUGGAACAACAACAAGAAGCUCAGUGACCUGGAGGAGGUAGCCAAGGAACGGGCCCAGAACCUCCUGCAGAAAGCCAACAAGCUGCGGAUGGAGCAGGAGGAGGAGCUCAAGGACAUGAGCAAGAUUAUCCUCAAUGCUAAGUGCCAUGCCAUUCGGGAUGCCCAAAUCCUGGAGAAGCAGGAGAUCCAAAAAGAACUGGACACAGAGGAGAAGCGGUUGGAUCAGAUGAUGGAAGUGGAGCGGCAGAAAUCCAUUCAAAGGCAGGAGGAACUGGACAGGAAGAGGAGGGAGGAAAGAAUUAGAGGAAGGCGGCAAAUUGUGGAACAGAUGGAAAAGAACCAGGAGGAGCGAUCACUGCUUGCUGAGCAGCGGGAGCAGGAGAAGGAGCAGAUGCUGGAGUAUAUGGAACAGCUCCAAGAGGAAGAUCUAAAGGACAUGGAACAAAGGCAGCAGCAAAAACUGAAGAUGCAAGCUGAGAUUAAGCGCAUCAAUGAUGAAAACCAGAAACAGAAAGCAGAGCUGCUGGCUCAGGAGAAGCUGGCGGACCAGAUGGUGAUGGAGUUCACCAAGAAGAAGAUGGCUCGAGAAGCAGAGUUUGAGGCUGAGCAGGAGAGAAUCCGGAGGGAGAAAGAGAAGGAGAUCGCCCGCCUGAGGGCCAUGCAGGAGAAGGCCCAGGAUUACCAGGCAGAACAGGAUGCCUUGCGGGCCAAGCGCAACCAAGAGGUUGCAGACAGAGAGUGGCGCAGAAAGGAAAAGGAAAAUGCGCAGAAGAAGAUGGAAACAGAGGCCGAGCUGCGGAAAAGUCGGCUCGAACAGGUGGCUUUCAAGGAGCACGCUCUGGCUGUUCAGGUGCAACGGGAUCGAGAUGAGUUCGAGAGGAUUCUUCGGGCUCAGAGAGAACAGAUUGAGAAGGAGCGGCUGGAGGAGGAGAAAAAGGCCACAGGGCGCUUACAGCAUGCCAACGAGCUCCGGCGCCAGGUGCGAGAGAACCAGCAGAAGCAGGUGCAGAACCGGAUUGCCACCUUUGAGGACGGCCGGCGCCUCAAAGAGGAGGCCCAGAAACGCCGUGAGCGCAUCGAUGACAUCAAGAGGAAAAAGCUUGAAGAGCUGAGAGCCACUGGCCUUCCCGAGAAGUACUGCAUUGAAGCUGAGCGCAAAGCUAACAUCCUGCCAGCUACCUCUGUGAACUAAGGGGAGCCUUUGUGGCCUUCAGGAUGCCUUCGGGGGACAGAUUCUGCCCAGUUUCUGGGUAUCUGUAAUUGCUGCUAACCUAGACAUUUCAUAGUUACAGAUUAAAUCUAUUUGACUU
Messenger RNA from Mandrillus leucophaeus (drill), 2054 nucleotides. It is a transcript of the gene CFAP45, whose product is annotated as cilia and flagella associated protein 45. The record is from RefSeq and is a predicted model, not a curated record. The coding region runs from base 536 to 1936 and encodes 466 amino acids. The transcript has 13 exons. Lineage: Eukaryota; Metazoa; Chordata; Mammalia; Primates; Cercopithecidae.